GACAGUUUGACCUUCAAGUGCUCGCAACCUCCAACAGUGGACGAGACCACUGAAGCGUUGCCGUCUACGUACGAUUAGUACAAAACAACGUUAUAGCUAACUAUUAUAGGCGGACUUCUGAACUAUACGGUUUAUUAGUACGUUAAGCUUUAUUAAAAACUAACUACACUUGUUAAUACUGAGAAAACAGAUAAUUUGGUGUUAAUUUUCAGGAAAGUGGAAUACCAUGAUUUAUAAGCAACCAACUCUCAACCCAGUAUUGUGUUUCGCCCAUUCCGUCGAGCCUUGAGAUGCUCCGUGGUACUCCAUUCAAUGUAUUUCAUCCAAGCGGUCUACACUGCUUAAGUAUUGAUGUUAAUAUUAUUACGUGUUCUGAAGAUUGCUGUGUGUUGUGACUUUCAACCGCUAAGUUUCAGGUUUUAGCCUUGGUAUGCCUACCUCGUGGUAUAACGUGGCUCAAACCUAAUUACGCAAGCGUGCAUCUAGUUGCUUAGCAAAAUAUAACUGUUUCUUAUCGUUCGCGAGACACUGGACAUUUACUCAUGCAUAAAUUUUCUAGCUUUGAUUCUUUUCUAGGUUGUUGGUACUUUUUUUGUCAGUCGCGUAUUCAAAUGGUUUCGUGGAUAGAUAAAUAUAAAAUCCUACAGAGUGAUUCGUUCCUUGGACGUGUUGCUUUGUUAUCUUUAGUUGUGCAAAAUGCCGCUGUUGUUCUUGUGACUCGAUAUUCUCGUGCUAGAGAAGGAGACUUGUAUUUUCCUACAACAGCAGUGGUGAUGAGUGAAUUUGUGAAACUUUUAGUUUGUUUUCUACUUGUUUUUUUCGAAGAGAGAUGUUGUUUUGCCUCUUGUAUACACAGUUUAUGGGAAAAUAUAUUGAAAGAUCCAAAGGAUUGUCUUUUGGUAUCCGUCCCCGGAAUGAUCUACACAAUUCAAAACAACUUACUGUUCGUUGGUUAUUCAAAUUUAGAUGCUGUUUCCUUUCAGAUAUCAUACCAAUUAAAGAUUUUCACAACGGCAAUCUUCUUUAGAAUAAUUUUAUCGAAACAUUUAAGUCGGAUACAAUGGUGCUCCUUAGGUGUUCUGUUCGCCGGUGUUGUAUUAACACAACUAAGUGAUGUAGUCAAUUCCAGUACUGAAAAAACUACAAAUAUUGCAGAAAAUAAUAAUCUACUUGUCGGUCUUUCUUCUGUUAUAUUGGCUUGUAGUUGUUCGGGUUUUGCUGGUGUUUUCUUUGAGAAAUUAUUAAAGGGUAGUCAUAAAAGUGUAGCUAUACGUAAUAUACAGUUGGCAUUCUACGGUGUUACAGCUGGUAUCCUGACCGUCUAUUUGAAAGAUGGUAAAGAAAUUGCUAGUAAAGGUUUCUUUUUUGGCUACGACUCUGUUGUAUGGGCAGCAAUAUUAAUUCAAUCAUUAGGUGGUUUGCUGAUCGCUGCAACUAUUCGGUAUGCUGAUAAUAUACGCAAAGGAUUUGCCACAUCACUGGCUAUUGUGCUUACUUUUAUUUUAUCAAUAUUCUGGUUUGAUUUUAAUCCGACAAUAUUAUUUUAUGUUGGUGCUAUCUUUGUGGUUGUUGCUACUAUUUUGUAUUCAUCUUACCCGCCUUCAAAUAAUCAUGGUACUAUUAUUAACAAUAAGAUAAGUAGCGUGAAUUCGUCCCAAAAUUUCUUAUCGGAGACGAAUUUCAGACAUAAGUUAUCUGUCUAGUUGUUUCGAUUUUUGCUAUUGAGUCUUUGGUAAGUGUGAUUUAAUUUUUGCGUUCGUCUGCCUUCUACAAUUUGUCAAAAUACGUUGCUGUUGGUUGUAAAGUACUCCGAAUACUUGGAUUUUUAGGACGCUAACUUUGCGAUACUUCUGUUCAUUUUGUUCUUGCGCAUUUUUCCCACUUGUCUGUGAUAGUGACGAUGUAGAAUCUAGCUACUUUUAUUUUGUUUUUUGUAUUGAAAAAGAUUGUCUCUUUCAAAAAAUUCAGAUUUUCCUCUUCUUUUUGGAAAUAAAAGUUUUCUUUUGCCAAUUAUUAGCUUUAAAUAAGCGUUGUUAAAAUGCACUAAUUUCAUUUGA
This is a messenger RNA of Schistosoma spindalis, 2057 nucleotides long. Lineage: Eukaryota; Metazoa; Platyhelminthes; Trematoda; Strigeidida; Schistosomatidae. The record is from the annotation of a GenBank genome assembly.